CCCAAAGUGUGUUCAGUUACAUUGUGUGACGGUAAAGAUGGCGGCGCGCGUCCUCUCCCGCUGUGUCCGGUCACUGAACCGCGGUGUGCUGCUGUGUAACCGGUGUGAUGUCACACACACACAGCUUCCUCUCACCGGUCACCGACUGGUCUCUCACCUGGCGGCGGGACACAAGCCGCUGCUCCAGCAGACUCCCGCUGGGAUGCAGUGGCGGCGGUACGGCGACCUUCCACCUUUAACCCUGGAGUCUAUCGGAGACCGCGUGCUCUACGUCCUCAAACUGUACGACAAGAUCAAUCCAGAGCAGCUUCAGGUCACGUCUCACUUCAUGAAGGAUUUGGGCCUAGACAGUCUGGACCAAGUGGAGAUCAUCAUGGCCAUGGAGGAUGAAUUCGGUUUCGAGAUUCCUGAUGCUGAAGCGGAGAAGCUUAUGACUCCUGAUGAAAUUAUUCAGUACAUCGCAGAUAAGAAGGAUGUCUAUGAAUGAGCUGUUUAAUGUUCACUGUACGAAGCGGCGUGUGAGUGACGUCCGUGACGGUUACCGCUAGCCGUCAGAUGUGUUUUGUGUUCAGCUGUAAACAUAAAGGCGUUUAAUCCUGCUGUGGACUUGAUUAGUGUUUGGAGGGAUCUCGCCUUCCUACUGCAGGAUGUUUGGAUACCAUUUAUCGUUCAUUACAAUUAUUAAAGUCUUUACAUCCCGAAUUUA
Tachysurus vachellii is the source of this 706-nucleotide messenger RNA. RefSeq names its product NADH:ubiquinone oxidoreductase subunit AB1a (gene ndufab1a). Lineage: Eukaryota; Metazoa; Chordata; Actinopteri; Siluriformes; Bagridae. Bases 38 to 487 code for a protein of 149 amino acids. Gene Ontology annotation, biological process: fatty acid biosynthetic process. The transcript has 5 exons. Gene Ontology annotation, cellular component: mitochondrion. Gene Ontology annotation, molecular function: acyl carrier activity; acyl binding. The record is from RefSeq and is a predicted model, not a curated record.